Molecule: messenger RNA, 1473 nt
Organism: Parasteatoda tepidariorum (common house spider)
Lineage: Eukaryota; Metazoa; Arthropoda; Arachnida; Araneae; Theridiidae
Source: RefSeq, a predicted model, not a curated record
AUGCAUUCAAAACCACAAAAAAGGAAAGGUAGUCCUGUAAGAGAGGAAUCUUCAUCGAAACGCCCAACAUUACAAGAAGCAUCGACAUCAGCAGAAUUCUCAUCAGAUCCAUCCAAAGUAAUUAAUGAACCAACUGCACUUAUAGAAAAGCUUACUACAAUAAAAGCUUUAAUGCAAGCAUUUGAAGGAAGAAUUAAAUCUAUACGCUUAAAUAAUGAUGAUAAUUUUACUGAUAUAGGAGAUUAUUUAGAAUCGAAGCGAAAGGCCUUUUUGGAGUUGAUUUCCGAAGAACUUGAAAAAACAAAUCUAAAGGUGAACGUUCUUCUCAUGUGUCUGUAUGAUAAAUUGUCAAGUGGUGGUGUGGUUACAGAAGAAAAAAAUUUUAAAACCAGGAACUGCAUCAUCGUACCCUCGACAGAUUUGAACGAGGUAUUCGACAACAAAAAAGAUAAACUCCUGGCCGAAUCUUCCGAAUUCGAAGAAAAGGACAGUGGUUGGACUCUUUCCAAAAUACUCUAUUUGGAAGUAAGAAUAAAUAAAUACAAUCCUCUACACGGCUCUACAUUUAUUAAGCUUCCAGAAUUUAUUGAGAAGAAAAAAGCUGUUAUAAAUGUGAGAAACAAUGAUAGCAAAUGUUUUAUGUGGUCGGUUCUCGCCGCCUUGCACCCACAGAUCGAUAACGCCCAUAGAGUCGAAAAAUAUGCGACUUUCGUAAAUGAACUGGACUUUUCUGGUCUUGAGUUUCCGAUAAAACUUCAAGAUGUAUUCAAAUUUGAAAACAAAAAUAACAUUUCUAUAAAUGUAUAUGGAUUUAAUGUCAAAAACAUUUUUUACCCCUUGUAUAUCACCAAAAAGGAAAAGGAAGUUCAUAUUGAUUUACUGUUUAUAACUUCUUUAACGACAUCCCAUUAUUGUUACGUCAAAAACUUAUCACGACUUUUAACAUCACAAUAUUCCUCCCACGACGGCAAAAAAUUUAUCUGCCGAAGGUGUUUGCAAUUUUUUACAGCAGAAAGAAACUUAAAUGAGCACAGAUUGAACUGUGAUAGUCAUGAGGCAGUCCGUGUUUUAAUGCCUACAGAGAAAGAAAAAUGGAUUCAUUUUAAGAACUUUAAGCAUAUACAUAAAAUACCAUUCGUAAUUUAUGCUGAUUUUGAAUGUCUAACCAAACCUAUAGCUUCAUGUUGUCCAAAUUCACAGAGUUCCUACACGGAAUUAUAUCAAAAGCAUGAAGCUAUAAGUUUUUGCUACUAUGUAUCAUAUUUUGGUAAAGAAUAUAAACCUCCAGUAGUCUCUCGUGGUGCUGAUGCCGUACCCGUCUUCAUGAGGAUGCUAUAAGAUGAAGCUAAAUUAAUCGAAUCCAAAUAUAAGAAUCCUUUACCAAUGUUUCCUUUAACAGAUGCUGAAUUUGUAGCAUAUACAAUGGCAGAAACUUGUUAUAUGUGUAACCGACGCUUCACGGAAUCUAAUUAU